AAUGUCGGCCGACAACGACAAUAAUGACGAUGGCAUUGAAGUCAAGAACUUCUAUUAUAAGCAAAUGCGCAAGUUGAGAGUGUUUAAAUCAACAGAUGUGGUUACCGUAAGAUCUUCUCUUUUGGCUGUGUCGAACGAGUAUGGUGUAGUUUAUGUAGCUGGGGAAGAUAAAUGUAUAUCUGCAAUAAAGGUUGAGACAGUUGAAAAAAUCUUCGUAGAGGUCCAAGGAAGUUUACAGGUUGAAGAAACUACAUUUCCAUCGGCAACCAUCAAUGUUGGUCAUUCAUUUUCAAACAUUGCCCUCUCAUGCAAUGAACUUACAUUGGCUGUUGGCUAUCAUAGCCAAAACACUCCUGCUGUUGGUUUUCUUGAUGUCAGGGCAUUUUUCUCAAAUAGGUCGCCCAAGAAAUUUUUUGCUGAACUACCAUUUCCUGGAAAUGAAAUUGUAAGUGUAGUGCAAUUGGCUUGGAACCCAACAUCUGCAGAGAUUUUAGCUGUCUUACUGAGUGAUGGUCAAAUAUUGAUGGUGACCUUGAAUGGUGUUAACGCAGAUAUCAUUGCUGCUUUACGAACUUCUGCAACUGCAGUGUCAUGGAGUCCUAAAGGCAAGCAAAUUGUAGCUGGACUCAAGAAUGGAAUGUUGGUUCAAUAUAAACCUGAUUUACAAAUGAAGAAAGAAAUACCAUUUCCUGAUGUUUUGACAAAUCCAUGUCAAGUCACCGACGUCGUUUGGAUAUCGACUUUUCAAUUUGGCGUCGUGUACACAGAGUGUGAUGAUAAUGAAGUGUCGAGUCUUGUGAUUGUGAACUCUCCUAAAACAGGCGCUCCUUUCUAUGAAGUAUUUGAUGAUGUGUACUAUAGCUUGGGUGAAGAUCGUGAACCUUGUUUUUAUCUAAACUUUAUUUCUCAAUGGAAAUUGGUUUUGUCUUUGUAUUCGUGUUCAUACGAACUGGUUACCAUCAGUCAAACUGAUAAGGGUCCUUGGGUCAAGUGGAUUUUACCAGACUCAGGUCAAGCUACAUUACCUUCUACACAUGAUAACGAGGACACGUAUCCUCUGGGUUUGGCGCUCUCUUUUUCUGUUACGAAAUCCUUGGAACAAGAUGGCCAAAAGUUUCCCCCUGCUCCCAUAUUGUUCCUUCUUACCACUGAUGGUGUUCUUUGCCCAUUCUACAUGAUCUAUAAGAAUCCACAGUUAGCCAAUGAUGUAUGUCAUCUUCCCAAACCGUUACCAAUGGAUGGAGAACGUCUCUCGUCUUCUACAGCUUCAGUAUUAAAACCAAUUUCUUCGUCUGGUCAAACGCCUCCGGCUGCAAUGACGACACCCAAAACAACUUUGCAACCUGCAAAUCUUCCUCCAAGCUCUCUCAUUCAAAGUAGUGUCCCUAUAGGUUUAAAACCUCCUGACAACAACAGAGGUCCCUUACUCGGCUCCACUCCCCUUGUUGGAGCAUCAUCAACAGUCACCCAGUCGACGUUUAGUUCUGCCUCAACUGGUUUACAGACUAGCCAACAAAUAUUGUCAUUUUCGGGUGCAGCAUCAACGAAAACCACUCAAACUGGUUUGUUCCAGUUUCAGCCAUCCUCGACGACAAUCACUCAGCCUUCGACUGGUUUGGGACUUGUUGCACCAAAAUCCACUUCAUUGGGCUUUCAGUCGGUCAGAUUUGCUCCAGUAACCUUAAGUCAGCAGUCUGGUACCUCAGUCGUGACAGAAACCACUCGCUCCAGUUCAUUGGGCUUUCAGUCGGUCAGAUUUGCUCCAGUAACUUCAAGUCAGCAGUCUGGUACCUCAGUCGUGACAGAAACCACUCACUCCAGUUCAUUGGGCUUUCAGUCGGUCAGAUUUGCUCCAGUAACUUCAAGUCAGCAGUCUGGUACCUCAGUCGUGACAGAAACCACUCGUUCCAGUUCAUCUACAACAGUUGUUGUCAGCACUAAAUCAAAUGUUGGGGUUGUGAGUAAUGCGCCUGCGAUCGGGAGUACCAUCAUUUCACCUUCCCCGGAACUUCGAACUGCAUUGUCGGCUACACCACAACCAAUCACGAAGAUUGGGCAAAAGGAAGAAACAUCGACCAAGGUUUCGCCUUCAAAACAGGAAUUGCUCGAAGCUGCUAUUCAUCGUCAUAUCCAGAACGAGGUGGAAGCUUUCAAUAAGGAAAUGGAAGCUGCGCGAAAAAGAUACCAAUGCUUGAAGAGACUGGAUAUCGCUUUGAAAGAAUUAAAUUGUCAAGAAAUAUCGCAGGAUGUUAACGAAAAACGACGUUUUAUGAACCAAGUUAAAACAGCUAUCGAGGAGUUAAACAAUGACAUUGAUCAAGAGAAGAAUUCUCUGUUGAAUGCUUUUGAAAUGAUCGAAGAUGCCAAACUACGCAAUAACACUGCCAGUGAUCCGCGUUAUGUUCAGCUAUUGAAGAAUCGUGGUCUUGAUCCCAGUUCGGAAAGGAAAAUGAAAGAAAUUCGUUCUUCUUAUUUGAUCUUAGACAACACUUUGAGGGAAGUAAAUAUGGCCAUGGACGAGCAAUGGGAAAAGAUAAACAAAUCAUCAAGAGCCAUGCGAAGUCCUAGUUUUGAUACAAUAUACCAAACGAUGAGGCGAAACCGAAGUAUAGUGAAAAAUCAGUCGGUGCAGAUAGAGGCAAUUUUGCAACGCAUCAAUGGUCGCUAUUUUCGAAACGGCACUAAUGGUGUUAGAUCUUCCUCGAUAUUGGGAAGUGAUGAUGUUUCCUCUUUGACUGAGCGUAUGAGUAAACAAAAACUAGAAAAAACCUCAAAAGAAGCUGAAAAUGCGAGAGCAAAGAGAAAAGCUGAACUUCGUCUUAUGUUGUCGAAGCGUUCCACUGUUCCAGUCAGGAAAACAACGUUCAUUUCAGAUUGGCAUUUACGCAAUGAUUCAUUUGUUGAUCGAUCAGAAACCGCUGCCCACGCCGAGGAGAUCUCGGAAAGUGAUGAAAAACCGCCAUCAAAUGAAAACUCUGAAAAUCUGUCAGCAGCACGAGAUAUACCAACGUCAAACACGAAUUUAGGCAGUCGAGUUCACUUUUUAGAUUUUUCAACGGGCCUCUCUUCUUCUUCGUUUUUAACAGCGCAAAGUGUUCAGCCACCCGGUGCAUUGUUCAAGACUGAACUGCCAACGAAGAAACCACUGACCAAAGAGAACACGGUCACUGAGCCUGACAGAACUUUUCCUAUUGACAAGGUUGUCGUUACAAGUGUUCGCACACCUCCCACUGUGCUCUCUCCUCGUGAUGCGGCUGCAGCCGCUGCCCUAGCGCGGGCGUCUAGUGAUGAUAGCAAACUUGACUUGGGUGCUUCCAUUCCCGCCAAAACUUUGGUUGAAUAUAAAGCUCAAGAUGGUGGCAAAAGUGAGAAAGACCCUAACGCUGACCGCCAUGCUCGUAUGAUUGCGGACGCAGCUGUAAAAGAUGCCGAGAACAAGAUGAAAAAUACAACCCUUACCCCUCCGUCAAAUACUGCAACAACAUUCACCUUGCGAUCUUCAAAUAGUGCUGCGCAAUCAUCCGGUCCACCUGUGAUGGUUUUACAGCCUGGUGGAACGUUUGCUAUAAAAAAACCAGUUGAAAAUGUUUGUAAAGAACCUGUUCAAUCAGGUGUCAAACCUGUCAUGCCUGUUACACAGUUCACCAAUGCAAAAACAGAUUUCAAGCCUCUUGCUCCCAACCCUCCUGGUAGUCAGUUUGGUCCCCCUACAUUAACGAAUUUUACUUUCAAGCCUUCUUUUGGUGUCCCCAGUUUCGGAGCCAAUGAGAGCUCUGGCUCUCAAGUCACAUUUGGUGGAACGUCUGGUAGUUUUGGUGGUGUCAAUAGUGCACUUGUGUUUGGUACCGGAAGUAAACUAUUUGGUGAGACGAAACCACUGUCAUUUACUUCUAACAAUCUUACUCAACCUACCGCUAAAGUUGUUCCUUCACCAACACGUGAAGAAGGCGCAGGCGGUGGAAAAGAUGAAAAUGAAAAACAGCAAACAAAAGUAAAGCAAGAAUUAAAUUCAAAUUUAUCUUCAAAUGUUGGAAGAGAAAGUGUCACGAAAAAUCUCUUUGAUAAAACCAAGAUGGACGACCAUAAGUCUGAUGUUGUUCCUGUACGCGGUGAGCCGGAAGGAGAGAGCAAACAGCCGACGGUGACAGCUCAAAGACAGGCUGCUAUUGGCAAGUCAGACAAGGAUACACCUUCUAUCUCAAGUUCUUCAACUAAACCACCUUCACCGUCCAAAACCAACGCUCAAAACACUGCAACCAACGCAAAGCCUUUCACGGCUGGAUUGUCUUUCCCCUUCGCUUCUUCAACACCAUUUAAGUCGGGCACUGGUGACGGAAAAACGCUUGGAUUUGGUUUUCCCACUGCAUCAAAUUUGCUGACAUCAUCGAUCUCAAAAACAACUUCCAUUGAUGUCAAGGUCCCUGACGUAAGCAGCCAAGCAGAGUUACAAUCUUCACAAAGAAUGGAAGCCCUCGGGUCGAGGCUGACCUUAACUCCACCUCCUUUUGUUUCACAAGGUUUCUCUUCCGCUCCCACCCAAACCCUCCCCAUCACCCAGCCACCGACUCCUCCACCCACUCAAUCAACAUCUUUAAAGACGAGCAGUUCUCCUGAAUCUAAUUCAGGAAAAACAGGCUUCGGUGGGGAAACACUGACUUUAAAUAAUUCGACGACAGCUUCCUCUCAUUUCAGUGUUCAAUCAACAGUCACUAACCCUUCCAUGUCGAAAUCUUCUUCUGUCACUUCUUCAACUUCACAUAUGUUCAUGAUUGGUGAUAGAAAACCGCUUCAAUUCAGCUCCCCCUCCACAAUGACUUCAUCAACGUCAGCGUCAGUUUCUACGGUAACCACCACCGUCCCCAGUUUCCAAGAAAUCACUACUUCAAGUAGUCAAGCACAACCUACGCAAAGGCUGGAAGCUCUUGGAUCCAGACAAAAUCCAUCUCCUCUUACUACCAACAGUUUUUCAGAUACUCCGACCCAACCUGAUCACGACUCGAAGAUUCCGUUUACAGAGUCGACUUCAGUGAAAUCAAAUGACCCUCCUGGUUCUAAGUCAGGAAGCACAGUUUCAACAGUCGUAACAACGUCAUCCACUGCUGUUGUAACGUUAUCUACAACUGCAACAUCUUCGUCAACAGCUGCAACAUCUUCGUCAACUGCUGUAACACCAUCUACAUCAGCAAUAACAACAGUAACAACUACAACAUUUGUAUCAACAACAUCAAUUGUUCCUGCUGCCCAACUGAAUCUUCAAUCAACUUCUACCAAAACUUUUCCCGAAACUCAAAAGAAUGCUUCGUUUCCUACGAUCCAAACGAACGAAAGCUCCUACAUGCUUUCUCAGGACACAACCAUACAUCAGUCUUUCUCAGUCUCCCAAUCGUUGCCUUCAACAACUUCUACGUCAUCGCCUUUAACUUUUGCAAGUGGAUUUGAUAGAAAUACUGGAACGUCACAAGCACCUCCAUUAUUUGGCUCCAUUUCAUUCACUGCCGAAAAACCAAUGUUUUCCAUCUCUCAAAGUGAUGUCAAUAUUCCUGAAAGUAGUGCUGCUCCUUCGUUUGGCUCGUUUUCUUUCGGUGGAACAUCGCAAACAUCAAGUUUUGGAGCAAAGACUGAGACACCGUCAAGUCAACCAGCUUCAGGUUUUGGUGGAUUUUGUGGCCUUGGUGGGAAACCAAUCGAUCCAAACAGAAAUCCAUUUCAAGUUGGUUCAUCCACUCAGGCAUCUACAGCCACAAAUUUAUUUGGAAACCCUACCAAUACGACCAGUAGCAAUCCUUUUCAGACUUCCAGUUCAGGAUCAUUGUUUGGGUCCUCUUCAUCUGGAUUUGGAUCGAGCACGGUUGGUGGUGGGGUUGAAAUGACGGGAUUCGGAACCCCUGCAGCAGCGGCACCGACAUUUGGUACUCUGCCUUCAUUUGGUACCAGUCUUUCGUUUGGCGCAAACCCCUCAUUUGGUACAAAUCCCACAUUUGGUGCGAGUCCUGCGUUUGGUAACCCUCCUUCUUUUGGCGGAGCAACAACGUUCGGUGCUCCCCCCAGUUUUGGCAGUGGUGCAUCGUUUGGUUCAGGGUUUGGAGGAACAACAUUUGGAGCUGGUCCUUCUUUUGGUAAUCUCGGUUCCAGUCCUUCUAGAAUAUUUGGAUCAGGAACAGAAACAUCAGGAAUUUUAGGGAAUUCAUCAUCCACGCCAUCGUUUGGAUCGCUAUCAUCACAAACUGACUUACCCUCGUUUGGUGGUCUAGCUAGUGGACAGAAUAAUGGACUUAAUCAAGGAUUUGGAUCAUCAAUGUCUGGAUCAUCAUUUUCAUCGUAUCGAUAGGAAAAGAUUUUCAAAGAGAUACCAGUGACGAUAAGUGUUUUUUUAGAAUAUUUUUCUGUAUGUGUGUGCGGUAUGUUUAAGGUGUGUUAUAUUGCAUUAUGUGUUCAGUCGUGAUUUUUGUUUUCAUUUUUAAGCUGUAACUUAAUGAAUUAUUGAAAUGCUGCAAUGAAUUGUAGUCAUGAAUCUCUCACUAAACUUGCUUUUGUCAGAGUAACAAUUAAACUCAUUUCACGACAAGUUUAAAAA
Molecule: messenger RNA, 6574 nt
Organism: Xenia sp. Carnegie-2017
Lineage: Eukaryota; Metazoa; Cnidaria; Anthozoa; Malacalcyonacea; Xeniidae
Product: nuclear pore complex protein Nup214-like
Exons: 41
Coding region: 2-6328 (2108 amino acids)
Biological process (GO): protein import into nucleus; RNA export from nucleus
Cellular component (GO): nuclear pore
Molecular function (GO): protein binding; structural constituent of nuclear pore
Source: RefSeq, a predicted model, not a curated record